This is a messenger RNA of Seminavis robusta, 1379 nucleotides long. The record is from the annotation of a GenBank genome assembly. Lineage: Eukaryota; Bacillariophyta; Bacillariophyceae; Naviculales; Naviculaceae.
AUGAAGAACCCUCUUGUUUCUUCAACUUUGUGCCUCUUGUUGCCUGCGUUUGGCUCUCGGGCGGCUGCUACGUGCCUGCAUGAUGAUUCGUUGGAAACACACCGCUUGGGAAGCUGCGACGGAUUCAGCGUCGGCCCCCUUUCGGGAGGAACCUUGUUUCAGCAGCUGAGUCAGGGAGGCUUGAAUAUUCCGGAUCAGGCAUCAUACAGUUGCACUUUGACCUGUGAUAGUGGUGGUGGAACCACCAACUUCUACCUUGUCUUUGGCUCCAGCGGCUCGCCAUCUUCCACCAAUGCCAAUGUGAAAAGUGAAGGCUCUUGCAAUGCCGUGGUUACUGGAACGAACCCCAAUGGUAACGUGACGUAUGUAAGAUACACCCUCAGUAUCACGGGAGGAUAUUCCAAUUUUAUGAUUUCUUGCACCUGCGACAGUGGCAGCAGUGAUGGCGAUGACGACAAUGAUGGACCGCCGGGUGGUGGUUGCUUUUCGGUCUCUGAUACGGUCCAGACCAAGGCUGGGAAGACGGUGGCAAUGAGCGACUUGGUGGUGGGAGAAAACGUUUUGGUCGAUCCUUUCAAGCAACUCUAUGAACCAGUCUACAGCUUUGGUCACUAUCACAAGAGCUGGGAGGCGGAGUUUGUAGAGCUUCACACAGCAGGUUUCGCACCUCUCCAAUUGACAGCCAAUCAUUUGGUUCAUAUCCUUGGUGAAUCGGAGCCCGUAAGGGCCGACCAAGUGCGAAAAGGAGAUUUGCUCUGGUCCAUGACAGGUGCAGAGACUGUCACCGCAGUCAAAGCAACAAAGAAGACUGGACUGUACAUGCCGCUCACUCCUUCAGGCAAUAUUGUUGCGAAUGGGAUCGUGGCGUCGACUUAUGUGUCCAUCCAGAGCUAAGCCUCCUGUGGUACAACAUUCCUGGUUAAGAUCGUGGUUGUCAGAGCACAUGCUCGUGCAUGCCUGGAUGGCACCAGUACGGUACACCUGUCUGGGUUUCUCUUUGAAUCUUUGCCCAUCAGCGAGCAACGAGAGAUCGCCUACGGGUGUCUUCAUCCCGGUGUCUUGUCGUGGCUCUUGGUUGGCAAAAGCCUUGCGGAAUGGGGCAUUGCACAGACUUUGCCAGUCCAGUGGAUGGCGGGUCUUCCUGUUGCUGCGAUGCUGUCUCUGAUGGUUCUGUUGGAAUAUCUGUUUGGUGCUUUGCUGGCUCCUUGGAUGUUUGUCCUGGUCUUUUGGGGACUGGCCAGAUGCUGGAGGAAGAAGAGGGCUAAAGGUUGGUGGCUCUAGCUAGAACCGUGGCUACAGGUAGAAACCUCACACACGGCAGAAGGAUUAAAUCUGUCGGCGUAUCUAUGCCUCUAGAACUUGAAAACUGACUGUGUAAG